AUGAUAGCAGCUGAGGUAGCGCUUUCUUCCAUACCUUCUCUCAAAUUGUGCCCUGUUACUGUGUUACUUGUGUUUGUGACAUCUAUGCCCACGUACGCCCUUUAUAUUAAUGUGAGAAGCUUAUGGAUUUUUUUUUGUUUUAUUCAACAGCAACAACAAAACCCUAGUAUAAGCGUUUGGUUUUCCAGUUUCUUUGAGACCUUUAUUUUGAUUGAACGCGCACAUAAUUUUUUAGAGUACAUCUACAUAUCUAUCUACGCACGACUUCAUGAGCGCAUGGCAGUAAUGAGGUGUAUCUUGCGAAUUCAUGUUACCGAUGGAAUUAGCACGCGCUGCUUAGCGUAUCGGGCUUCAUUUCUCUGCGUAAAGAGGGCUCAUUCCAACUUCAGAACUGGACAAGAAGAUCAGUACACAACGAAACGGUCGGAAGACGAAAGCUUCGGUGAAGGGGAUUCUCAUUACCCUUCAAAAGAUCGUACAACUACUUCUCCCACUUCAUCUCAGGGCUCUUCAGAUACUCAUGAACACACCGCUGCCUCAUCUGCUGAGGAGAAACUUUCAUCUGCCAGUCGUGGUGCGAGGGAUGACAUCAGUCACCAGGAGCUGGAACCCAUGCGUUGGCCACAAGAGGCCCCCGGCUCCCCAGCGCUUACGGAACCCAUCAUUGACGAGAAGGGACAGUUUAUUGUUUCACGCAUACAGUGGCCUACAGGUGAGUUGGCGUAUGCAACACCGCCUCCACCUGACACGCGGGUUGCCCCUCGUUUUGGGUAUAAUGUCGUACAGGUAAAGAAGCAUGUGUCGUGGUGGAAGCACUACCAGCAGCACCCCCGCAUAUCUGUUGCGUACAUUAAUAUUCAACUUCUCUUCCUCCUUGGAGCCGCAUGGUUAAUGGCAUUUCUCGUGGAGGAGUACCGACGUGUCACCGAUGAAUUGCGGACGCCGGGAGCAAUGGUCGGGGAGCACAGGGGCAGGGGCCCGGUUGAAAAGGGAAAGCAGAAAAUAUCCUUCACAAAUGACGAAAUGACAUCACUAAUUGGCCGUGCGCAGGACAACUGGAUGGACGCUCGGGCGGAGGCAAACUACAUUGGAUCAAAAGAUUACACAAUGAAGAAGAUACCGCGACCGAAAGAGUUUUCAGUUGAUGACUUCCGUAAGCGCUAA
Trypanosoma brucei brucei TREU927 is the source of this 1164-nucleotide messenger RNA. RefSeq lists its product as hypothetical. The transcript has a single exon. The record is from RefSeq and is a predicted model, not a curated record. Lineage: Eukaryota; Euglenozoa; Kinetoplastea; Trypanosomatida; Trypanosomatidae. The coding region runs from base 1 to 1164 and encodes 387 amino acids.